This is a messenger RNA of Gekko japonicus, 855 nucleotides long. Its product is annotated as carbohydrate sulfotransferase 9-like. Lineage: Eukaryota; Metazoa; Chordata; Lepidosauria; Squamata; Gekkonidae. Gene Ontology annotation, biological process: carbohydrate biosynthetic process. Bases 1 to 855 code for a protein of 284 amino acids. Gene Ontology annotation, cellular component: membrane. The transcript has 2 exons. Gene Ontology annotation, molecular function: sulfotransferase activity. The record is from RefSeq and is a predicted model, not a curated record.
AUGGCCUGCAACAGCCCUGGAGAAAGGAGGCAUCUGGGAGCAGACGGAGCAGGUGAUCUAACUGUAGAGAGAGAGGAUUUACCAGUGACGUUUGAUACUCUCCUGCACAUUCAACAGCUCCGGAAAAAGACACUGAGAUCCUUUUGUGGUCAAACUGCUAAAAUCACUGAGCUUCCCCAUAACAAGCAGGAAGCUUCCCAGGUGGUGUCUUCAAUCAUGGUGAACAACAAACUUCAGUUACUGUACUGCAGAAUCCCAGCAACUGGGGUGGAAGGCUGGGAGCAGCUGUUGGAGAUGCUGGAGGAGACUGUUACUCCGCAGCUGCCAGUUCCCGUUCGCCAGAACUUUGGCACGCAAAAGAUGCUGAGCCAGUACAACCUGACGUCAAUGGAGGCUCUGCUGAAAUCUUACACGAAAGUGAUCUUUAUCAGGGAGCCUUUCCACAGACUCAUCUCUGCUUACAUGCGGGGACUGGCAGAUGGCCUAACCUUCAAGGAGUUUGUCCAGUACGUCUUAUACCAAGGAUCCAGUAAUGCCAGUAUUGAGUGGAAACCACUGGUCAGCCUGUGCCGGCCGUGCCUCAUCCACUAUGAUUAUAUAAUCAUGUUUGGCUUCCUAGGCAGUGAAGUGCACCAUUUGAUGCAACGGGCUGGGCUUCUAGGGAACAACCAGCUCCCCGAGUUCGUAGACUCCAAAAUCCGUUGGACCUAUGGCUGGCUAGAAGAACAGAUGUUCAGCGAACUCUCUCUUGCACAGAAGAAACAGCUGUGCCGCUUCUUUCGGUUUGACUUUGCCGCAUUUCACUUUCCUAACAGCUUGCUCUGGGACCCUACUUGUAUUACAAGGAGCACAUAG